GUAAACCGUCGUUUUUUUGGGGCUUGUUUACUGUGGAAGAAUACGGGCAGAUCAUUUGGCAUUUAUUGUGCAUGAAAUUGCGCAUAUGCCGUCCGAGACGCUAGAGGAGCUGCUUUCCGCGGAUGAGCGCGUCCGCCGGUAUCAUGCUUUCGUCGGACGAAUUCGACUACAAGGACAGUUUUUACUAGACGAGGCUAUCGAAAGGGCACUUAACGUCCGUGCGCCGUGGACAUCACCUGACACUGCUGUCAAAGCUUAUCGGAAGCAGCUAAGUUCCUCGACCUUCCGAAUAGCAGGACAACCAGAGGCUCUCUCCUACUCACAGAUACGAGAAUUUAUGCGUAGCGAAAACCAAGAAACGCGACACCUCGGGCAACAAGCAAUUAAGGAUGGAAUUGUCGAGAAUCGCAUUGACAAAUUCGCCGCCCUUGCCCUGAAUAUGGUCGUGGGCAACUGGAUCAUCGAAACACGAGAAAGAGGAUACCACUCCCCGCGCUCCCGGAGAAACGUACUGAACAGCAUAUCCGAUGAAAUAGUCAAUGCACUCAUAGCUGCAGUGAAGGAAGAAGGUGUCCAAGUCACGAGGCGAGCCAUGCUCCUGAAGAAGCGGCUUCUUACUGCAACAGGGAAGAUCAAGACAUUUUCUUUCGUGGAUCGUCUGGCCCCCUUGACCUUAACCAAAGAUUCGUCGGCGGAAGCGACCGCACGCGUCCCGUGGUGCCAAGCAGUCGAGACAGUCAAAAACGGUUAUGCUAGCUUCUCUCCUGUGUUCGUGAGGCUUUUCGAGAAGUUGCUGAAUGAAGGACGCAUUGAUGCGGCUCCCGCGGACGGAAAGCAGACGGGUGCUUUUUGUAGUGGUGGCACACCGGCUACUGGUCCAUUUAUUCUCAUGACCCACACUGGCGUCAAGGCGAACGUCCAGACACUGGCCCACGAAGCAGGACACGCCAUUCACUUCCUGCUUGCAUACGAGCAGGGCAACUUGCAAUACCAUCCCCCUCUUCCACUGGCAGAGACUGCAAGCUUGAUGGGUGAAACCGUCGUCUUCUUUCAUCUCUUGGACCAAACGGAAUCUCCACACAAAGUUCUAGAAAUGCUUGUGGAACACCUGGACAGCUUGGUCGGCACCAUCACUCGCCAAGUUUCUUUCGAUCGGUUCGAGGAACUUGUGCACGAGACCCGGCUCUCAGGGAUCGUGGGGGACGACGAAUUCGACCGAUUGUGGCUACAGAGCACCAAGGAAUUUUUUGGCGACGAGGGGGACGUGUUCGAUGACUAUGCCGGCAUUGAAAAAGACUGGAGCACUGUCCACCACUUCACAAAGGCCCCGUUUUAUGUCUACUCUUACGCCCUUGCGGACCUUCUGGUAGGUUCGCUGCUCGCAGCGAGAACGCAAAACGAUGGCAGCGACUUUGAAGAAAAAUUUAUUAGUUUUCUCCAGGCUGGCGACACGGCCGACUUGGAGACAGCCCUCCGCCCUUUUGGACUCGACCCCACAACACCGUCAUUCUGGAGAGACGCUAUCGGCAUGAGACUAGGUACUGCAGUCGAACGGGCGGAACGAUUAGCGUCAGAACUAGGAUACAUAGAGGCUUCGCGCUACUGAAUUCCUUUUAGGAGGCUACCUCUACGCACUUGAAACACCCACGCAGGUGGCAGCGUGUUUGCACAUACGGGACGGCGUACGUUAUCGAUGGUGGAGAAUCAUGCCUGAGAUUCAAUUCGGCGAAAAGAAUCAUGCAAAACGUCAGGUUGUGCCUCAUGGCUGCAGUUUUAGUUGGACUGAGAGUCUGUCUAGGGAUGUCUGGUGUUGUUGGCUGUGGAGCUGGCACCGUUUCUCGAUCUUGCGUCCCUCAAGAUUCAAAACAGUGAACUGUUCGAAUGUCACGGGCCGAAAUUUUUUCGCGUCUCGCCGUUGGGACCAGUAGUCUCGAAUUCGUAUUCAACGACCAACCGGCCAGCUUUCGUUGCUGACAAUAAUACCGCCGCCAUGUCGUCCCCCGCCAGUGUAGCAUCCGUGAUACCGCAUACUCGAUGCACUGGGGGACAUUCGUGGCGCCGUUGUGUUAUACACGAGUACGCUUAGGAGAACCGGCGCUGUGCGACUAAACGCCUCCAUAAGACAUUUCUACCCCCAGAGGAAA
Molecule: messenger RNA, 2144 nt
Organism: Toxoplasma gondii ME49
Lineage: Eukaryota; Apicomplexa; Conoidasida; Eucoccidiorida; Sarcocystidae
Product: peptidase family M3 protein
Exons: 8
Coding region: 86-1606 (506 amino acids)
Biological process (GO): proteolysis
Molecular function (GO): metalloendopeptidase activity
Source: RefSeq, a predicted model, not a curated record